Messenger RNA from Stegodyphus dumicola, 3138 nucleotides. RefSeq names its product piwi like RNA-mediated gene silencing protein aubergine (gene aub). NCBI's taxonomy places the organism in Eukaryota, Metazoa, Arthropoda, Arachnida, Araneae, Eresidae. Gene Ontology annotation, molecular function: RNA binding; protein binding. The record is from RefSeq and is a predicted model, not a curated record.
AGACUCAAUUGUGUUAGGAUAGUUCAGUUAAGAAUCGCGCGUUAUAGUUUGUGUUGGUGUUUUUUUUUUUUGGUCUUUGAAAUUAGAUUACAAUUGAACACCACUGUAACGAACUUCAAGUUACCGCGUAAGUAUGAGUGAUGAGGCAACUACUGGUAGAGCUCGUGGGCGAGCGCGUGGAAGAGCUCGAGGUUCGACAACUGAUGCUCCUAGGAGACCAGGAAUGCAAGAGCCCGAGAGACCAACUGCAGCUCCUGCAGCUCAGCCUACACCUAUGGCUGCAGCUGGUGGACGACGAACUCACAGAGGUGUUCCUAGAAGUGAUACAGCUGAACGAGUUGAAGCAAUUUCAGAAGCUAUGUCAGGCAUGUCUGUGAGUGGCGAGUUUGCUGGGCGUGGUCGAGGAAGAGAAGAAUUUUCAAAUGAUAAUACUAGACCUCCUCAUGUGCAAGAUAAAAGAGGAACUUCUGGUGCUCCUAUUGAUAUUGUUGCAAAUUAUUUUGAACUCCUGUCUAGACCUCAGUGGUGUGUAUAUCAGUAUCAUUGUGACUUUUCACCUGUGGUUGAAAGUACUCGUAUGCGAUGUGCUUUCAUACGUGACCACAAAGAAAAAAUAGGACCUGGUUUCAUUUUUGAUGGAAUGUCAGACUUAAAAACGCUUAAGAAGUUAGAUGAGGUCACAGAAUUAUUCUCUAAGCGGCAAACUGAUCAGGAAACAAUUAGGAUCACAUUGAAGCGUGUUGCUGAAUUGGCACCUAAUCAUCCAGAACUGGGUCGUUUAUAUAAUACUCAGAUGAGAAGGAAUUUAAAACAUCUAAAAUAUCAAUUACUUGGGAGACAUUACUUCGAUGUAGAGGCUAUCUCUGAAGUACCAAAAUAUCGCCUGCAGAUCUGGCAAGGAGUUAUAACAUCAAUUCGUCAGCAGGAAGAGAAAUUAAUGAUGUCUGUAGAUACAGUGCAUAAAGUUGUUAGAAAAGAAACAGCCUUGGAAAUUAUUCUAGGAAUUGUGAACCGAAAUAAAACUGAAUUUAAGGAGAUAAUUGCUCAAGAACUUGUGGGAGCAAUAGUCAUGACAAGAUAUAAUAAUCGGACUUACCGAAUUGAGGAUAUAGAUUGGUCUCAAAAUCCAUGCAAAACUUUUGAUUCCAGAGAUGGUCCUAUAGCUUAUAUGGAUUAUUAUAAAAAGCAAUAUGACAUUAAUAUCAGGGACAUAAAGCAACCUUUGUUGCUUUGCACAUCUAAAGAAAAAGAGAUAAGACAAGGGGCAAGCCAAUCUAAAAAGAUAUAUUUAAUUCCCGAGCUUUGUCUCAUGACAGGGUUAACUGAUAAAAUGAGAACUGAUUUUACAAUGAUGAGGGAGCUUGGUAAUGAAACAAGACUUAAUCCAAGUCAAAGAGUUAGAAAUCUGGAGACUUUUAUUCAGAGAGUAAAUAGGAAUGAAAAUGUUGUCAAAGAGAUGAGAGACUGGGGACUUAAAUUCAGCGAUACUUUAGUAAACUUUAAAGCAAGAGUUUUGCCCCCUGAAAGCGUAAUACAAGGUUCAAAAAAGUCUGACUAUAAACAGAGCUCUGGGGAUUUUUCAAAAGAAGUACGAGGGUUACCAUUGCAUGCACCUAUGAGUUUAGAGAAUUGGCUCGUCAUUUGUACUGGCUAUGAUGAAGGCAAGUGUAAUGAUUUUCUACAAACGAUGGAGAGAGUUUGUAAGCCUAUGGGAAUGCGUGUGAGAUCUCCAAAUGUUGUUGUUAUUCAAGGAGACCGUGUAAACAAUUAUUUGCAAGCAUUUCGUGAUAACUAUAAUGCCAGAACAGAGAUGGUUGUGUUUAUUGUUCCUAAUGAUAGGAAGGAAAGAUAUGAUGCAUUAAAGAAGCACACAUGUCUAGAUAAUGCAGUUCCCAGCCAAGUAAUAGUGUCAAGAACAUUGAGCAAGAAACAGAUGUUGAUGUCUGUUGCUACUAAAAUAGCUAUUCAGAUAAACUGCAAGUUGGGUGGAGAACCAUGGGCUGUUGAAAUACCAUUUAAAUUGAAGGUAAUGAUUAUUGGGUAUGAUACCUAUCAUGAUUCCUCAAGGAAAGGACGUUCAGCUGGAGCAUUUGUUGCAAGUAUGAAUCAGCUAAUGACUCGUUGGUUCUCAAAGGUCUCAUUCCACUCUGCUGGUGGAUGGGAAGAGUUGUCAAAUCAUUUGAGAGUGAACUUAACUGAGGCAUUAAGGAAAUACAAGGAGCACAAUGGUUGUGUUCCUGAUCGCAUCAUUUUCUACAGAGAUGGCGUAGGGGACGGUCAGAUUCGUUAUGUAAAGGAAUGGGAAAUAAAACAGUUCGUUAGUGUUAUUAACGACAUGCUGGGUGACAAAGGAACACGUUAUGCCUUUAUUAUCGUGAACAAGAAGGUAAAUGCUCGCUUCUUUCACAAAACUCAAAGUGGGUACUUAAAUCCACCACCAGGGACCUUGAUUGACAAUACUGUCACACGCUAUGAUCGGUAUGAUUUUUAUCUCGUAUCCCAAAGUGUUAGACAAGGAACCGUAGCUCCAACUAUGUACAAUGUUAUAGAAGACAACAGUGGUCUAAAGCCUGAACAUCUUCAAAGGCUUUCUUACAAAUUAACUCAUUUGUACUAUAACUGGCCAGGAACAAUCAGGGUACCAGCACCUUGCCAGUAUGCGCAUAAACUGGCAUUCCUGACAGGGCAAUCCCUACAUCAGUCCCCUAAAGCUGAACUCAGUGAAACACUCUUCUAUUUGUGAUAUGAGACUUUUAAUGUUUGUAUUCUGAAGAAAAAAUACCAUAUUUUUUUAGAGCAUUAUAUAAUGUCAUCCAUUUUUUUGAAAAGACACUUCCAUUGCUGUGUUUACACAUCUAAUAUUUUUUUCUGUUUAGAUAAUGCCAUCAUGAUGUGCGUUUAUGACUUUCUUUUGUAUCUGAUUAUUUACUUCAUUCAUGUUUCUUUUUUCAUUUUUUUUUUUAGUGUUCUUAGUUUCUGUAUUGUCAAAGAGAAGUAUUCUUGUUAUUUGAAUAGAACAAGUUAAAGAAUAUUUUUUCUGGAAAUCUCAUUCUUUCUUCCUUUUUGAAGUAUUUCAUGUAAAACAGUCGUUGUUAUCAUUGUUUAAUGGCUCUUUAGGUAAAUAAAUUUUUUAAGAAA